AUGGAUUUUCAUCUGGUCACCCGUUGUGGAAGACUCCUCGAAGGUAUUACGAGACGGAGAAACAGUAUCAGGAAGGCCAGCGUGCAUCAACUGCAGCGUGGGAGCAGUGGAAGAGAGAAGUUCGGUGACGUAGAUAUCAGCAGGACUCUAUGGUUCGACCCCGAUGGCGAUGAGUUCGGUCUCGGUUUGCAGGACCUGCGUGAUCGAGUUUCUGCAUCUGAACAUGCCAAUUCGAGUCUCGUACGCAUAAAUUCAUCGCCCUCAAAGGACGAACGCUGGAAAUGGCUCCAGGAGGUCCGAAAAGCUCCGCCAGUUCUGGCAAUAAUUCUGAAUUGCCUGGAAUCAGAUACACGCCGAGAUGAAAGGAAGGAGAAGUUGUUCGAUCUCUGUGACGAUGUCGUCGCUUCCCAGACCAUCAGAGGACCAACGAUCUCACAUCACACUCAAGAUUUCGUUGCACCAGUUCAUCCCGAGGGUCAAGCUAAGAUGGGAGAAAACUCGAUCCAACAACCUCCCACCGGGGUAGCUGUCCGCGACUUCGCCGUUUGGACUGAGAACCAAGAACGUGCAAUACCUCAAAGACCGCGAAGACCUCCACAACAGAUCACCGCUCCUGCUUCCGCAUCCCCACAAACAGCACUAUACAUAGCCGGAGGAGAGCGACCUCCGGCAUACAAGACUGAAGCACCUUCGGUUCCUCCUGCUGCCAAUUUUAUGCCACGGGAUGCGCUGGGUGAGGAUGCAAAUGAUAUACGCAUGGAGGGAAGACGAGAUCAGAUUGGAUGGGGACAGACUCGUGGCACAAUCAGCAACCCAGAGGGGCGGAAUGGUAUCGGUGGUGGCAGUGGAACAGAACUGCUGAGAUACUCUCAGAGAUGAGUCAAAUGAGAGGCCGAUGAAUGGCAAAACACCAAAACACCCAAUUAAUAACAGAAAUCGUUGCUUUCUUCUGCAGGACUUGUCAAGACAAAAUUUCUUCCGAUAUAUAGGUUCCUCUGAAUUCAAAUACUCGCAUUUAUUUUCAAUGUCCA
Messenger RNA from Hyaloscypha bicolor E, 1031 nucleotides. RefSeq lists its product as uncharacterized. The record is from RefSeq and is a predicted model, not a curated record. The transcript is spliced from 5 exons. NCBI's taxonomy places the organism in Eukaryota, Fungi, Ascomycota, Leotiomycetes, Helotiales, Hyaloscyphaceae. The coding region runs from base 1 to 879 and encodes 292 amino acids.